Messenger RNA from Filobasidium floriforme, 3480 nucleotides. RefSeq lists its product as uncharacterized. The transcript has 18 exons. NCBI's taxonomy places the organism in Eukaryota, Fungi, Basidiomycota, Tremellomycetes, Filobasidiales, Filobasidiaceae. The coding region runs from base 1 to 3480 and encodes 1159 amino acids. The record is from RefSeq and is a predicted model, not a curated record. Gene Ontology annotation, molecular function: protein-containing complex binding; protein serine/threonine kinase activity; protein binding. Gene Ontology annotation, cellular component: nucleus; TORC1 complex; TORC2 complex. Gene Ontology annotation, biological process: negative regulation of macroautophagy; TOR signaling.
AUGGUAAGUGUGGCAAGGUUAGAGGCUUUCUUGAACGUACAGACGUUGACGCAAAGAGCACAUGACUCAAAUGACAAUUCCAGGUAUGCAGAAAUUGAUGCUGCAGAAUCGAUGAGCGAGCCCGCUAUGACUACCCUGGUCGAAGCAAACCUCCGUGUUGGAAGACAGGAAGAUGCUGCUUGGAGUUCAAUGCAGCUGGCCCAAGAACAAGGAGUCUGGCUGCAAUCCGCAUGGUUCGAAAGCCUUCAGAGAUGGCCAGAUGCGAUCGAGGCGAACCGGCAGGAGGGAUUGGAUAAUUUCGGCUCGCUUGAUACCCUCAUUACCGCUCGCCAUGCUCUUACCGAGUUCCCGGAGGUGCUCAGGAUCGCGGACGAGAAAUAUACUGGGCUACCAUAUCAUCAAAAGGCACAAAUCAGCGAUUUAUGUACCGUAGCAGCAUGGGCUGAAGGCGACUUCAAGGCCAUGGGAAAAUAUCUCUCAUCACAACCAAAAGGUGCAACCAAAUUGCUCUACAAAGCGGUUCUCGAGACUUGGCAUGGCAAUUACGAAGAUGCAGCAGCACACAUUUCAAAGGCGCAAUCUGAGGUGUACAAUGAACUACAGGUACACUUUUCGGCUAGCAAUUACGCUACAGCAAUCGGUACCCUCGCUAAAGCCCAGAUGCUGGUCGAACUAGAGGAAGUAAUCAGAUACAAACAAUCUGACCACCAUCCGGAAAUGCAAAGAGUACUAGCGAAUACUUGGCAGUCUCGCUUGAAAGCUUCUCACGUCGACAUAGACUCGUUUUAUAAACGACUGUUGUUAUGGAGCUUGGCAGCCAAGCCGUGUGAUCUGCAAGAUGGAUGGCUCUAUCUCGCGAAAUUGGUUCAUGCCCAGGGCUACAAAUCUGGCCGAAGGAUCCUGGACUCUCUAGCUCAAGAUGACCAGCCGGGGGACAAAGUGGCAUACACGAGGCUCAGGUUCGACUGGGAAGAAGCGAAGAGUCCGAUUCAAAAGACUCGGGUGGUGCAAGAGUUGUAUAAACACGCCGUAAACCUGUCCGGCUUUUGCGGCACUCAGGAAGGAUUGUUAUGCCAGGUCAAGAAGCGCUUAGCUGACUUGGCGACCUAUAACAGAGGCGGGACCCGUCUCCACCGUCGUCGACUGGCGCGGUGUAUGGCCCGUUUAGGGGAAUGGACGCGCGAAGUCCGCCCAGAUUGGAUAGAGGACAACAAAAUCCCAGCUUACGAAUACAUGGGGGCAUCGGUCCUUUUGGAACCCAAGUGGUCUCGGGGCAUGGAGUGUCUAGCGGAAAUGGCUCUUGAGAUACUUCAACAUAAGCAGGCAGCUAAUCCAGGACAAUCAGUAACCGAUCAUAUGGUCGAUCGAUACAUCUUGCCGGCAUUCUAUGCCCUGUUUCAAUCAAUCAAGCUACAGAGCGGCCCGGAACAAGGCGUGAAGGCGACUUUGCUCGCGCUAACUUUGUGGUUCCGUUAUGGCGGGGCUCAUCGGAGAAUAUUGACAGCCGUCAGAGCUCACCUGAAAGAUACACCUACCAACACCUGGCUACCGACUAUCCCUCAAUUGAUAGCGAGGCUUGGCGCCAAAGACAUUACCCUCCGAUACUCCUUGAUCGACUUUUUGAUGCAGAUCGCUGGGUCCUAUGCGGACGCCUUGAUUUGGCCUUUGCUCACAGCAUCUCAGACGCCUCGGUCGGUUCACCAGAGCGCCGCUCUAGAUAUCAUGCAGCAGAUGUCGGCGUCCGCGCUGCACACCAAGAUGGUAAAACAGUCGCAAAUGGUCGGAAGGGAGUUGAUCAUGUCUGCCAUCAGCCCGGCGGAAAGGUGGAAAAAUGCCAUCGAAAAGGUCGGUUCUGCUACGGCUACAUACGAUCCUAUAAGUUUCAACCGGCUGAGCGCUUAUUGUCUCACAAAGAUGCUCUACGCGCCUCAAUCCGAGGAAGAGUUCCUUUUCAUACAGCGCUUCGGCGACGCCCUGGAAAGUGCCAAGGGAGAGGUGGAAAGAUAUCUAGCGGGUGCCAAGUCCGCCUUCUAUAAGGCUUGUAGCGAGUAUCAGAACAUCUACCGAAAGAUUUAUUCUUUGCUUGACAACUGGCGAAGACCCAAUUUUCAGCUCAACCUUCGCCUGAUCGCGCCUCGAAUCGCUAGCAUGCAAGACAGUGACCUCAUGGUACCAGGUCAUUUUGAUCCCAAGAAGCUACGUCAUGAGCAACCGUUUAUCGACAGGUUCGAACCGAUGGUCGAUGUCCUGAAUACCAAGCAGCUUCCGCGGAAAUUAGUCAUGUACAGCAAAAAGGCCAAGUGGACUUUCCUCUUGAAAGGCAACGAGGACUUGCGGCAAGACGAGCGGAUCAUGCAAUUGAUCACGCUGACAAAUACGCUGCUCAACCACAACAACGAAGCUUAUAGUCGUCAGCUAUUUGUGCAACCCUACAGCGUCACGCCUCUCUCCCCAGAUUCGGGUCUGUGCCAAUGGGUCGGGAAUACGGAAACGCUGAUGGCCAUCGUAACGUCCGGGCGCGCCAAAGUCAAGGGGCAGCGAUUGACCGACCGGGAGUUUGCAGCGAUGUUUGCAGUAAGUGGCGGCCUUGGCGGGGUGAAGCCACGUAUUGACGCGACACCUGUUUCAGCCACUACGCGCUACGAUGCUUUGUCGACCGACCAGAAACUGGAGAGGUACCGAAGUGCCCUUUCUAUUUCGAAGCAUACCGACCUGAAAGACCUCCUCUGGAGACGAAGCUCCAGCUCCCAAACCUGGUUAUCCCGUCGAACCUGUUUCGCGCGGUCCAUCGCGACGACCUCGAUGGUCGGCUACGUCAUCGGUCUGGGGGAUCGACAUCCUGGAAACAUCUUGAUCGAGCAGAUCAAGUUCAACGCGAUCAGUAUCGAUUUCGGGGAUGUGUUCGAGGCGGCGGCAGAGAGGACCAAUUUCCCGGAACACGUGCCGUUCAGGCUCACCCCGGAGAUCUUCAAUGCAUUCGAGUUUGCAGCUGUGCACGGUGUCAAAGCCCCAGGUUCCCGCGGUCACUUCAAACGGUCAUCCUCGAUCACCUUGGGGGUCCUACGUCAACACAAAGAGACGCUCUUGGCGAUGUUGGAAGCCUUUGCGCUGGACCCUCUAUUGACUUGGCAAGCGAAGGAAGUCGACAACCCAACCGGUAAGCUCAUCUCCCAGCCUGACGAUCGACCCAACACUACUACGACUCACACCAAUGCGACGAUGACUACCACCACAGCCGCAAGCCAGGGAGACGACUCGUACAUGGCCCAAAAGAUGUCGCACAUCAUGACCAACGAGCGCGCCUUCAAGGUGUUGACCCGGAUCGAAGAAAAGCUCGCGGGGACCGAUCGGAACGGGGGCGGGUAUACGGGUGGACCGCCAGUCGAGGUCGAAGAGCAGGUACAAUAUUUGAUCGAGGAGGCCACCAAGCACGAGAACUUGGCGCAAGGCUACCCCUUAGGAUGGCUUCCGACAUGGUGA